Molecule: messenger RNA, 1281 nt
Organism: Naumovozyma castellii
Lineage: Eukaryota; Fungi; Ascomycota; Saccharomycetes; Saccharomycetales; Saccharomycetaceae
Gene: RPT3
Product: proteasome regulatory particle base subunit RPT3
Exons: 1
Coding region: 1-1281 (426 amino acids)
Source: RefSeq, a predicted model, not a curated record
AUGGAAGAAUUAGGUAUUACACCCUCAGUAGAGAAUAUCGUUGACGAAAAACCAGCAAUUAGAUCAUAUGAUACCUUAUUGUCUCAACUCAACAAGGAUAAUAAUAAUAAUACUGCAAAUGGAAACUCAGACAUAUACUUAAAACUCAAGAAAUUAGAAAGAGAAUAUGAAUUGCUAACCCUACAAGAAGAUUACAUUAAGGACGAACAACGUCAUUUGAAACGUGAACUUUUGCGAGCACAAGAAGAAGUGAAAAGAAUCCAAUCAGUUCCAUUAGUCAUUGGACAAUUUCUAGAACCAAUAGAUCAAAAUACAGGUAUUGUAUCAAGUACUACGGGGAUGAGUUAUGUCGUUAGGAUACUUUCAACCUUGGAUCGUGAAUUAUUGAAACCAUCCAUGUCUGUUGCCCUACAUCGUCACUCUAAUGCAUUAGUCGAUAUCUUACCACCCGAUUCUGAUUCUAGUAUAUCAGUCAUGGGAGAAAAUGAAAAACCGGACGUCACGUAUGCAGAUGUUGGUGGGUUAGAUAUGCAAAAGCAAGAAAUAAGGGAAGCUGUAGAAUUGCCUUUAGUGCAGGCUGACUUAUAUGAACAAAUUGGUAUUGACCCACCAAGAGGUGUGUUAUUAUACGGUCCACCAGGUACGGGGAAAACUAUGUUAGUUAAAGCUGUUGCCAAUAGUACCAAUGCAUCAUUUAUAAGGGUUAACGGUUCAGAAUUCGUGCAUAAAUAUUUAGGUGAAGGUCCAAGAAUGGUCAGAGAUGUGUUUAGACUAGCUAGGGAGAACGCCCCUUCCAUUAUCUUUAUCGAUGAAGUCGAUUCCAUCGCCACAAAGCGUUUUGAUGCUCAAACUGGGUCAGAUCGUGAAGUUCAACGUAUUUUAAUUGAAUUAUUAACUCAAAUGGAUGGUUUCGAUCAAUCCACAAAUGUGAAAGUCAUCAUGGCAACCAAUAGAGCAGAUACUUUAGAUCCAGCCCUAUUAAGACCAGGUAGAUUGGAUAGAAAGAUUGAAUUUCCAUCUCUUCGUGACAGACGUGAACGUCGUCUAAUUUUCGGCACUAUUGCAAGUAAGAUGUCACUGGCGCCAGAAGCAGAUUUAGAUUCUUUGAUCAUUCGUAACGAUUCGUUGUCAGGUGCUGUUAUUGCUGCCAUCAUGCAAGAGGCUGGUUUACGUGCAGUGAGAAAGAACAGAUAUGUCAUUCUGCAAAGUGAUUUAGAAGAGGCUUAUGCAGCACAAGUGAAGACAGAUAGUGAUGUCGACAAAUUCGAUUUCUACAAAUAG